Molecule: messenger RNA, 348 nt
Organism: Nematocida parisii ERTm1
Lineage: Eukaryota; Fungi; Microsporidia
Exons: 1
Coding region: 1-348 (115 amino acids)
Source: RefSeq, a predicted model, not a curated record
AUGUUUGAAAGACUAGCAGAGAUAAAGAAAACAUGCAAAGACAAAAAGCAAAUUAACGAAAUAAUUAAGCAAGCCAUAGAAGUAAAGCAAAAGAGCAUAGAGUCGAAAGAAAAAUUGUUAGAGGUAAUGGACAUGUUAAUCAUCAACAGAAUAAACAUGGUAGAAGAAAUACAGUUUAUCGAAACAAGGAAUGCACUUUUAGAAAGUAAAAAUAAAGAGAAGAACUUUGAAGUCGAAAAUAUUAAGAAGCCGAAUACAUUUACAGACGCAUCAAAAACAGUAACUGACCUAAUAGAUUACUUUGAAAAAAGCGCACAAAUAAAAGAGCCCCGGCCUAAAUUGCAAUGA